Molecule: messenger RNA, 4251 nt
Organism: Cryptotermes secundus
Lineage: Eukaryota; Metazoa; Arthropoda; Insecta; Blattodea; Kalotermitidae
Gene: NTPase
Product: ectonucleoside triphosphate diphosphohydrolase 5
Exons: 13
Coding region: 553-1872 (439 amino acids)
Biological process (GO): nucleoside diphosphate catabolic process
Cellular component (GO): membrane
Molecular function (GO): GDP phosphatase activity; UDP phosphatase activity
Source: RefSeq, a predicted model, not a curated record
CAUGCUCUUACAUAAUCCGUGGUAUGUACGUGACGUUUGAACGAACGGUGGCUCAAAGCGCUGAAAGAGAGUGCAACGAUUAGGCCUUAUCUGCUUGUAAUUUUAUCAAUGUUCACUUCGUAUUUGCCCUAUUCACAUUAUCUUGCCGUUACAUGUCAUGCCUUGUGAAGUCAUGUUAUACGUUACUGUCAAUUUUCACAAAUGAAACUUCAAGGUCGUUGACGUAAUUGAACAUGAGAAUGAUUUGCAUUUCUGGACUGUGGAAGGUACUGAUGGUAGUGCCCGUUUCCAGAAACUCAGUCUUUAAAGGAAACUGAAGCAGCCUGGCGACUGAAUCAAGCAAAUCAUGGCUUCUGUUCGACAAAGAAAGAAUGUUUCACUUCUGUUGGAGAUUUUGGAUAAAAAGGAAAAAUGUGGAUUUAAUUCAGGCUCUUCAGAAUCCAAGAUUUUCUGCACAUAUAUCCACAACAUAAGCUAACUGGAGAUCAUGGACCACCUAGCCAUUCCAAUAAGACAAAAAAGAAUCCAUCACAUAGCAGAAAUUCAAUAAAGAUGCAAAACUGCUUUUGCAUGUUAAUAGCUUUUGUUGUUGUUUCAACUAUUGUGACAGGUUCAUACUUUGAUGUACUACCAUGGAGUCCAUAUAAGCAUGCAACAAAUACCUUGGAUAAAGUGGCUUUCACACUGGGAUUACAGAAGCAUUCAUAUGCAGUUAUCAUAGAUGCUGGGAGCACAGGUUCUCGUGUGCUUGCUUUCACAUUCCAUGAAUCUGUAAUAGAUAAGAACUUGAAAUUAGACCAUGAGCUGUUUAUCGAAGUAAAACCAGGUCUUUCUUCUUUUUCUGACAACCCAACAAAGGGGGCAGAAACAAUAGCAGGGCUGCUGGAAAAAGCUAAGGAGGUGAUACCACCAUCAGAAUUAAAAAACACGCCACUCGCCAUGAAGGCCACAGCGGGGCUGCGACUUCUGCCUGUCAAGAAGGCUGAAGGUUUACUGGAAGAAGUUAGGAAAUUGUUCAAAGCAUCUCCAUUCCUGACAAAUGACAACUCUGUGUCUAUCAUGGAUGGAUCAGAUGAAGGCCUCUUCUCGUGGUUUACAGUGAACUUUCUUCUUGAUCUUUUUGGUGGUGAUCAAGAACAAACAAUGGCAGCUCUUGAUUUAGGUGGUGGCUCUACACAGAUUACAUUUAUACCUACUGAUCAAGAAACACUAAAUCACACUAAAUCAGAAUUUCUUCGUCAUAUAUCAGCAUUUCAUCAUAACCUUACUGUUUAUACACAGAGUUACUUAGGUCUUGGUAUGAUGGCUGCACGGAAGGAAAUUCUCUCUGUUGGAAAUGCCCAGGGUGCUACCACAUUGAGGAGUGAGUGCAUUAAUCCUAUUAUCACAACAGAGUGGACCUAUGCUGGAGUCACUUAUACAGUCAUGGGACCAGAGAAAUCUCAUUAUAAGGAAGAGAAAGUAGACAGAAAUGUGAAACAAAAAUAUCCUAUAGUGAAAUUUGAGGAAUGUUUUAACAUUGUUAGCAGUUACGUGAAUAAAACAGUCGAUAAACCAAAAGAACUAAAUCACAAGAAAAUUAGUGCUUUCUCAUAUUACUAUGACAGAGCUACAGAAAAUAGUCUAAUAGAUCCCUUUACUGGUGGUGCUACAACUGUACAAGAUUUCCAUAACGCUGCUAAUAAAACAUGUGAAACUCCUAAUAGUGAGCAGCCAUUCAUGUGUUUGGACCUCACCUUCAUAUCAGUUUUACUCCAACAAGGCUUUGGACUCUCUCUAGAUAAAGAAUUGCAUCUCUAUAAACAAAUUGAUGGUCACGAAAUCAGUUGGGCCCUUGGAGCAGCAUUCCAUAUUUUACAGAAUGGACUCUAGGAUGAUUUCAUCAUAAUCAUUAUUUAUAUAAUGAUUUGUAGUUUUUAUAAAAGAAGCUUUAGUACAUUGUUUCUUUGCCUUUUGUGCCUUCAUUACACUAGUCUGUCACUUGUGAAAUAACAGAGUACCAUAAUUUGAUUCAUUCGUUGAAUGUAUGCUCAUUCAUGGAAGCACUCAAAUGUUAUGUAUGAUAUGACACAGAUGUUGAGUUCAGUUCCAUUUUCACAGUUUUGAAAUAUUUUUAAGAGAUAUUAGUUGGAUGUUGUAUGAAAUAAAAUGUGAAACACAAAAGACUGAAAUUAUUGUUGAUUUUGCACUGGUGAUGUUGAUGUAAGUAACUUGAAAUAAGUAUAAAAAAUUACUGUUUUUGUCUAUCCAUACUUUGUCUCUUUCUUUCUUUCAAGAUAUUUUGGUCCCUGUUUUGACCGUCAUCGGGUGAAUAUAACUAUGAAAUGAUGUUGAUGAACUCAUAGGUUUUCACUAUGGUGAGUGUUAGGAUUGUGGUUUACUGGGUUAUGACAUGUAACCAAGCAGGUUAAUGCAGCAUUAACACUCUAGACUUGUAGUGAAGAGGUGCUCAGUUCAAAUCUUGGCCAGGACACCGGCUCUCUGGACCGAGGUUUCUUGUGGUUUUACUCAGUCCUUCAGACAUGCCAGCAUGAUGCCUUGAUUCGGCAGUGACCGUUCUUUCCAAUUCAUUAAUUGUACUCCUUGUAGCAUUCAUUGCUGUAUGGUCUAGAUACUGAAAGUAUUGUAAAAUAAAUUGCAAAGGAAACGGACCCAUGCAGUUUCAUAGGUGAUAUUGAUGUUUCAGAUGUACCUGCUGCAUCCAUCUUCAGUCCUGAGGAUGGAGGCAGCACAUUUGUUUGCAUUGUUGAUAACCACCUACAGAAUAACACAAUGUCAUCAUUAAGAUACCACUAGCUUAAAACUAGAUCUUGAUUCAGAUGAGCAUUGAUUAGUAUGUGGAUUGAAACCCUAUGUUUGGAGCUGGGAUGGCAGGAGUAGGAGAUUUUCCUCUUAUCUGUAAUGUCCAGACCAGCUCUAGAGCCCACCCGGCCUCUUAUGUAAUGAUUACUGAGGGCUCUUACCCAGUGGUAAAGCAGUCAGGGUGUGAAGCUAAACACACACAUCUUCAUGAUGUGAAUUAAGCAUAGGGAGAGCUUACAUUUACUUUUACCCUUAAUGUUUAAAAUGGUGUCACUUUUAACAAUGUCACCUUUCUUCGUUCCUAUCAUACAUACAUGCUGUAUAGAGUGUGCAAGUAUAUGCUCAGAAAAUUUUGGUUUUAUUAAGUGAUAGAAUUUGCUGCUUUUAAUAAUGUGUAUGAUUGGAGAAAAGGAAGGUGAAAUUGCUAAAAAUCUGACCAUAUUUAAAGUUAGGGUUGUAACCCAGAUACUAAUUAGCACUUGCUGGACUGAAAAUGCUUAUAUAGCUAUUUUCACAGAUGAUCCAAGAAGGGACCAAAACAUGAUGUGAGAGAGAAGGCUGAGUUUUUCAGAACUGAACAGGUCAAUAACAACAAAAGAAUGCAGUCACUAAGUAAAAGAACAAAUGGAGUACAUGUUCAUGGUGGUGAAAUAAUGGUGUGCUUUAUUCUUGAACAGUAGAACAGAAUUAUUCUAAAGCCAACUACCAUUUUAAUUGCAUAUUGAUGAACACAUUAGAUAGCUGAUCUGUUCAUAAAUGAGCUAAGUCUUAUUAUGUAAGUUCAGUGGCUAUAAUAGCAGUUAUUCCUCUGUUUAUGUUAUUGAAAGAAUCAGAAUUUAAGAUUAAAAUCCCCCCUUAAGGCACUCUGAAUAAAACCUUCUCUUUGACUUCAGAACUGUUUUUUUGUUACAUCAUCAGUGCUCUCUAAAGACUGGCAUCUUAAUGUUCUCACCCCAUCUUCAGCAUUGUUUUGUACUUAUAAGAAACUAGUGGCAUACCAACUGAGAAAUACUGUACUUAGUAAAAGAAAGCUGUUUUUAAGGCUGAUGGGAUAUUUAUAAUGCUAUUUUUCAGCAACAGAUGUGGAUUUUACAGCCUUCUCACCACCAUGAGAAGACAGUACUUUUUUUUACUUCUUUUAGAGAGCUCGUUCUGAUAGCUCUUGGGAAUUCCUUGUACGUUUCAAAGCUUGAUCAUAUGUGCCCAUGUUCAGAAUGUGACAUAUAAGAUAUUUGAGUUCAAUGAGGAAGGUGUGAGCACUUGGUUGCUUGGAAGGCAGGACUAGCACCACAGGUUUUAUAAUUUUAAGCUUACAUAGUGGAAACUUGAAGUAUUGCUUGAUGGAAGGUAGCUGACUGCUGCAAUUUGAAACCUAAAUUUAGCAGUGAUUGUUUAGUGUCACUAACAUAUUCUACUGAAUGGAAAAUGGUGAGGAAGGUGGAAAAUAUA